This is a messenger RNA of Penicillium cataractarum, 1206 nucleotides long. RefSeq names its product U1 small nuclear ribonucleoprotein 70 kDa. The record is from RefSeq and is a predicted model, not a curated record. Lineage: Eukaryota; Fungi; Ascomycota; Eurotiomycetes; Eurotiales; Aspergillaceae. Bases 1 to 1206 code for a protein of 401 amino acids. Gene Ontology annotation, biological process: mRNA splicing, via spliceosome. The transcript has 4 exons. Gene Ontology annotation, cellular component: U2-type prespliceosome; U1 snRNP; precatalytic spliceosome. Gene Ontology annotation, molecular function: U1 snRNA binding; mRNA binding.
AUGACUGACAAGCUCCCACCGCCUUUGCUGGCCCUCUUCCAGCCCCGGCCACCCCUUCGCUACAUUGUCCCCACAGACCGCGCUCCAGAGGACUGCCCGAAAAGUACCAUCUCUGGUGUCGCCCAAUAUCUUGCUGCUGCAAAGGAGUUCAACGAAGAGUCACCAUACAAUGCGACCGAGUGUUGGUUGCAGCGCAAAUCGCGCGAGAAGGUUGAGAAGCAGGAGACCUUGACCUCUCAGCUGACUGAUGGCCUGCAAAACUUCAAUCCCAAGGAGGACCCACAAGCUCGAGGUGAUCCAUUUAGAACACUCUUCGUUGCACGACUCAGCUACGACGUGAAAGAAGCAGACCUGGAGCGAGAGUUCGGCCGCUUUGGCCCGAUUGAGCGUAUUCGCAUUGUCAAGGAUACCGUUUCGCCAAAAGCAGAGAAGAAGGCCCACCGAGGAUAUGCCUUCAUCGUCUACGAACGCGAGAAGGACAUGAAAGCGGCAUACAAGGAAACAGAUGGCAUUCGCAUCAAGGAUCGACGAGUCCUAGUCGAUGUGGAGCGUGGUCGCACAACCAAGGGCUGGAAGCCACGUCGCUUCGGCGGUGGUCUCGGUGGCCGUGGCUACACUAAGGCCAUGCCUUCCCGCCCUAUGGGACCAGGUUUCAAUGCACCAUCCGGUCCUGGUGGAUUUGGUGGGGGAUUCCGUGGCGGCUUCGGUGGUAGAGGUUUCCGUGGCGGAGGCUUCCGCGGUGGUGGUGAUCGUUUCGGCGGCCGUGGAGGAAUCGGUUACCAAGGUGGCCGCAGUGGCUUCGGAGGGCAAGCACCACCAAAUGCACCAUCUGGUCCCGGCGGCGGACGCGGAGGUGGUUAUGGAGGCGGUUACGGUGGUGGAGGCAGGUUUGACCGUGGUGUGACUGGCAGCAACCGCGAGCCCGUUCGCCCUCGAGACGCAUACGCAGACCGCGACCGUCGUGACGACCGUGACCGGGGCGAUCGGGGAGAUCGUGGAGAUCGUGGAGAUCGUGGAGACCGCGACGGUGGUGACCGCUACAGAGACAGAGACCGCAUGUCAGACCGCAAUGGAGAUCGGUACCGCGAUCGAGAGCGUGACCGUGAGCGCGAUAGGUACAGCGGUGGUGGCCGAGAGGACUUUGGACGCAAGCGACCCCGUGAGGAUGACGGGUAUGAUGACAAUCGCUCCAGAAGACGAUACUAA